Molecule: messenger RNA, 5418 nt
Organism: Capronia coronata CBS 617.96
Lineage: Eukaryota; Fungi; Ascomycota; Eurotiomycetes; Chaetothyriales; Herpotrichiellaceae
Product: cytokinesis protein
Exons: 1
Coding region: 1-5418 (1805 amino acids)
Biological process (GO): barbed-end actin filament capping; actin filament bundle assembly; mitotic actomyosin contractile ring assembly
Cellular component (GO): mating projection tip; cell division site
Molecular function (GO): actin binding; small GTPase binding
Source: RefSeq, a predicted model, not a curated record
AUGCCCCCAAUGACCCAGAGCGACAAGACGACAAGACAGUCUUCCGCCAGCAAAGGGUUCUUCCGACGCCACCGAGACAACAAAGUUGACAGUCGCUAUGAAGGAAAUGGCAGUCUUGAAUCCACCCAUGCCAACGCCCAUGCCAAUACCAAUACCAAUGGCUCCUGGGGCUCACGGCAUUCAAAGAGGGAGUCGGUCGUCUCGAACGAGGGCCAGGAACCUGAUACUUCAGGCCUGGCCAUGACCGCCGGUGUCAUCACCUCCAUACCGUACUCGGCGACGGCCGACUCGCGCGCCCCCGUAUCGGUGGAUUAUCUGCCGCGGGAUGACCAGGUCCCAACCAGAAAAGAGCCUCAACCGCAUCAACUCGCGCGAGGCUCGGACUUCCACCAGUAUCCUGCUUUCAACGGAGCCGCAAAUGGCGCGUCUCACCCAACUGGGCCCCGUCCCCCUCCUCAUUCCUCCAGUGUGAAUGGGCUUACAAUGGCUACAAGCCAGGCCGGUGAUCGGGGUACGAAAUACCAGCAAUGGGGUCGACCGGGCAGUAGCAACGGGCCACAGCACAACGCGUAUGAUUCUGUCUCCACGAAUGACUCCUAUGCAGGACACAGAAGAUCGUUCGACGGGGCCAGUAUCAAGUCAACGGCCUCGUCGGCGACCAGGGGAUCUAGCCUCUUCUCAUCCGAGAGUUCUUCCAGAACCGCAAUACCAUCGCGACAGGAUACAGACUCGUCUGUUACGGUCAUCUCCCCCACCUACUCAAGACUUUCGAAACUCAGUUCACAUUCCGGCUGGCCGGCCCAACAAGCUUCGGCCUUCAGUUCGACGGCCUCCUUCACUCCCGCGGGAUUCUAUCUCCCUAAACCACAAAGUGAAGCCGAGAUCGAAAAGUUGUUUCUCCAGCUGAUGCACAAGCGUGGUUGGCAGAAUCUCCCCGAGCAAGCUAAGCGGCAAAUGAUGGCAUAUGCCCCGGCCAAGAAAUGGACUCUCGUUCACCAAGACAAGUUGACCGAGUGGCAGGGUGAGCAGAAGAGAAGGCAGCAAGCAAGACAAACUGGCACCAUCGAUGGGGCCACUCCCCGUGAUGUGGAGGGGACCCCGGAAUGGUAUGUAAGGAAGAUCGUCGACAACACCAUUUCAUCGAAACAGCUUCAGAGCCUGAGUGUCAGUCUACGCACCCAACCGAUCAGUUGGGUAAAGGCUUUCAUCGAGGCACAGGGGCAGAUUGCCUUGACCAAUGUUCUAAUAAAGAUUAAUCGGCGUCAAGCCAGUGGACCAACUCCCCUCAACAAUACCACCUCGGCCGACAAGGAUCUCGACAGAGAAUACGACAUUGUCAAGUGCCUGAAGGCUCUGAUGAACAACAAGUACGGCGCGGAUGAUGCCUUGACGCAUGAACAGAUACCCGUGGCUAUGGCCACCUGCUUAAUAUCCCCCCGUCUUACCACGAGGAAGCUGGUGAGCGAAGUGCUGACCUUCCUCUGUCACUGGGAUGAAGGUCAGGGACACCUCAAGGUGCUUCAGGCCUUGGACCAGGUGAAAAACAUGAUCAACGAAAAUGGCCGCUUUGACGCUUGGAUGCGUAUCGUCGAAGUCACGAUCGAUGGCCGAGGCAAGAUGGGCAGCCUUGUCGGUGCCAGCGAAGAGGUCCGGAGCGGCGGGAUAGGUAUGGAGAAUCUGUUGAUGGAGUAUGCCGUGGCAACCUUGGUUCUCAUCAACAUGCUGGUCGAUGCUCCGGAAAACGACCUGCAAUUACGAUGCCAUAUCAGGGCUCAGUUCAUCGCUUGUGGGAUCAAGCGGAUCCUCGUGAAGAUGGAGUCCUUCCAGUACGAUGUCAUUGACAAGCAGGUUGCCAAAUUUCGCGAGAAUGAAGCCAUCGACUACGAAGAUCUGCUACAACGCGAAGGAAGCAGCAUGGUGGACAGCAUUGAGGGCGAAGUCAAGGAUAUGACGGAUCCGGUUCAGAUCACCGACGCCAUCAUGUCCAAGAUCCAUGGCACAAGAACUCAGGACUACUUCAUUUCAGCCAUGCAGCAUAUGCUGUUGCUACGGGACAAUAGCCCGGAUGAACGGUUAAGGAUGUUCCAACUCAUGGAUUCCAUGCUCAGCUAUGUUGCCAUGGACAGGAGACUGCCGGACAUGGAUCUGAAACAGAGCUUGAACUUCAGCGUGCAGAACCUCUUGGACAGGUUGCAUACCGACGAGGAAGCCCGGAUCGCCUUCGAUGAGGCCACCGAAUCCAGGCAGAUCGCAGAAGCCGCCAUCGCCGAACGAGAUGAAAUGGCAGAACAGGUCUCCCUGGGAGCGGAAGGAAUGGUCAGGAAGUUGCAGAAGCAAAUAGAAGAGCAGGCGGGCAUCAUCGAGAUGCAGUCCAGGCAAGCAGAGUCCCUCAAAUCCGAGGUGGCUGAACUUCAACGACUUCGGGCUCAGGAGUUGCAGCGGAAUGAGCUGGAAACCAGGGAGCUGUAUCUGAUGCUUCGAGAUGCCCAGGACGUUGCGGCCUCGCGGGCUGCUAAAGAGGGAGUGGCCACACACGAUCCCACUCAGAUGCAAGGGAUCCUGGACCGGGAGAAGUUGAUGGACCGCCUCGAGCGCAACCUUGAGCGGACUAAGACCCAGUUCAAACUCGAAGGCAAGGUCUGGGGCCAAACCGGGCCGUCUGAUCGACUCAGAGAGCUUCGCGAGAAGAUGGACGAUGCAUUGGAUGUUGAUUUCCAGGAAAAGACGGAACGGCAUCUUACCAACAGUGUUAUCGGAAGUGUCCAUCGGAGCAAUGCCCACAAAGGACCCCGGAGAGCUGCUGUGGAGGCUCUGGCCAUCAGUGAGGAGGCCGGCCAGGAGACAGACGUGGAGGAGGAGGUCAUCUACGAAACACCACGCCUCGUGGAAUUUUCCAGACCGAAGAUCAGCGCUGAUCAACAGGCAAGCCUGCUGAGCGAGAUCACUUCUAGGGUCAAGAAGAUGGAUGUUGACGGUGAUGAUGCCGCACCAGAAGGCGAUGAUGCCGGCAUCACCACCGGCCCGACUCAUCCGAGUCUGGAUUCCACAUCGCCCAAGACGCCCUUGGACGAAGUACAACUGGAAGUGAAAUUUGACGGGCCUCCCCCUCCUCCACCGCCGCCACUACCGCCAGCUGCAUCGGACUCCUCGACGCCCUCGCUCAUUCCAGGUUUCGAGGCUGGCGCUCCUCCGCCUCCACCGCCGCCAGCGCCGCCUCUGCCAUCUUUGCCGGGCUUCACGGGCGGUCCACCACCGCCUCCGCCGCCGCCCCCAGGGUCACUACCCAUGAGCCCGGUAUCGCCGAUACCUCCUCCUCCCCCUCCGCCAGGUGCACCGCCGCUUCCUGGCGCUGCACAUGGCCACUUCAUGCCCCAAUCACCACUGUCACCCGUGACCAUGCUGAAGAACCCUGUCAUGCGUCCAAAGAAGAAACUGAAAGCCUUCCAUUGGGACAAGGUCGAUACGCCUCAGGUCACCGUUUGGGCGGAGACUGCGAAGGCCGAAUCGAAAGAAGAGAAAUACCGAGAGCUGCAGCGAAAGGGCGUCCUUGACGAGGUUGAGAAGCUCUUUAUUGCCAAAGACGUCAGAAUCAUCGGGGGCGGCUCCGGUAAGGGCAAGGAUGAAAAGAAGCAGAUCAUCAGCAAUGAUAUGAGGAAGAACUUCCACGUCUCCAUGGCCAAGUUCAAGAACGACUCGGUUGAUGAUGUUGUACGAAAGAUCAUCCAUUGCGACAAGGAGGUGCUCGACAAUAAUGUGGUGAUGGACUUUUUGCAGAGAGAAGAUUUGUGCAACAUCCCGGAGAACAUUGCCAAAUUGAUGGCGCCGUACAGCAAAGACUGGACGGGGCCGGAUGCCACGAACUCGAAGCGCGAACAAGAUCCUUCGGAGCUGACGAGAGAAGAUCAGAUCUUUCUGCAAACCGCGUUCGAAUUGCACCAUUAUUGGAAGGCAAGGAUGCGGGCGCUCGCUCUGACGAGGUCCUUCGAAUAUGAGUAUGACGAAAUCUCCGGCAAACUCAAGCAGAUUGUCAAUGUGUCCGAGUCCAUUCGCGACUCGACCUCAUUGAUGAGCGUGCUGGCCCUCAUUCUUGACAUUGGAAAUUACAUGAACGACUCGAACAAGCAAGCGACGGGCUUCAAGCUGAGCUCGUUGGCCCGUCUAGGCAUGGUGAAAGAUGACAAGAACGAAACCACCUUUGCCGAUUUGAUUGAGCGUAUCGUUCGGAACCAAUACUCUCAGUGGGAAGUCUUCAUUGAGGACAUUGCCGAUGUUGUGGUGGCCUCGAAACUGAAUGUGGACCAACUGCUGCAGGAUGCGAAGAAGUACAUUGACAACAUCAAGAACGUCCAGGCUUCGCUUGACGCGGGUAACUUGAGUGAUCCUAAGAAGUUCCAUCCUCAAGAUCGUGUUGCACAGGUUGUACAAAGGUGCAUGAAAGACGCCCGACGGAAAGCGGAGCAACUGCAGCUAUUCGUGGAAGAGACAUCAAGGACUUAUGAUGAUAUAAUGACCUACUUCGGUGAAGACAACCAGGACGAUAAUGCUAGACGAGAUUUCUUCAGCAAGCUUGCCGGCUUCGUGACGGAGUGGAAGAAGUCUCGCGAGAAGAACAUGACUCUGGAAGAGAAGAAGCGGCGUCUCGAGGCGAGCAUGGCCAGAAAGAGAGCACAAGUCAGUAUCCCUGCCAGCGGCGGAGUCAGCGGAACAGAAACUCCUGGCAGCCCACCGGCCAAUGGUGCCAUGGAAACUCUUCUCGAGAAGCUUCGUGCUGCCGCACCUCAGGUCAAAGAUCAGCGGGAUCGAAGACGACGGGCUAGAUUGAAGGAGAGACACGAUCAACGGAUUGCUAGUGGCCAACAAAUACCCGAUCUGCCCGUCAAGGAAGGCCCGAAAGAGAACGGUGGUCUCGCCGAGGCGGCAGACCAGCCAAGCCAGGACAACCUCAUUCCGGAAGAUGGGACCACAGGCAGGGGCAAUGUGAGCGAAAGCGAAGAUGUUGCUGAUCGAGCUCUGAAGGCUCUUCAAGAGAUGAGAAGUUCUGCGCCGUCGAACGGGGAAGAAAUCGACGUACGCAGGCGAAGAGAAGGGGCGGAUGAAGAGCGGAAAAACCGAAGGUUGAGACGACGGACAGCACAUCAGAGCAGUACUGUUGCCAGGGAUUCUGUUCCUGUCCAGGCUCGAGCCGAGACGAAAGCAGACGAAUCUGCUCCUGAGCACCCAUCUUCCAAUGCUGAUGGGGUCGAUGGCGACGUCUCGGCCGAUGACAAACGAUCAUCUGGAGCCACUUUGAGCCCUGUGUUGAGUCAACCUCCACCCGCGAUCAUUGUCAGUCCAACGCCGGACGACGAGCCUUCAGAAGAGGCUGGCCAAACCCAUGGUGAAGACGACGUCGGUUCGGGAAGUGAAACUGUGACGUGA